AAGACGGCAGAUUUCUGAGCUUUGCUGUUGCUGUGUGUGAGAAGCUACAGUAGCUGUGUCGGAUACAAGGAGGAUGGUUACACUAAGGCGUUUGUCUCCUUAAGGCUCAUCUCCAAGGGCAUCAGUCAUUAACUUACUAAGCUACAUCUGCUACUUGGCUAAAGCUGAAGGAAAGGCCUUUUAAGCUGGCAACACUGGCACUGACUACUGAACUGACUAACAUAUGUACAGUAGCAGCAGGCUUCCUCAGCUUUUCUCUCUUCUGUGAACAACUCGCUACUGGCAGUGACAAGAUAAUGAAGUCGGAGCUCUUCGAAAAGGAACAUUACAUUGCUUUGUCACCAGUCUGGAACGCAAGGUCUGCAGCUAAACCAAAAAAGACAAAAACCUGUUAAAUUACCUUUGCCAGGUUGUUGUGGUAGCAGGGACUUUGAUUUGUUCUACUCUCAAACGCUUUGUUUGGUUUUGAGCUAAUCUUUAAGCGCAUACAGCCUUGAUGCAGCAGCCCAUUUGUAUACAGAUAUAGAUAGUUAUUUUUUAGCCAAUAUUUUUUUUCUUUUCAUUUUCUGUCUUUCACUGCUGUUGCCUCUCCUCCUGCCUGAAACGUGUUGUGAAAGGAGGAAAGGAGGAAAGGAAGAUGCCGGCCAUUCUGUUGGUCUCAAAGAUGAAGUCUGGAUUGCCCAAGCCUGUGCACAGCGCAGCUCCUAUCCAGCAUAUCCCAGCUAGGACCAUCCCCCAGCCCUGCUACCUGAAACUUGGGAGCAAGCUGGAGGUGUCCAAGCCCACCUACUCCAGCCAGAUCCCUCUCAAGUCUCCCCACGGGCACGAGAGAGAAAGGGACGGGGCCCCACACAGAAAAAGUACCGGUUUAGAGAAUGGAUUUGACACCCAGAUUUACACUGAUUGGGCUAACCACUAUCUGGCAAAGUCAGGCCACAAGCGGCUCAUUAAGGACUUGCAACAAGAUGUCACAGAUGGAGUGCUGUUGGCGGAAAUUAUACAGGUUGUAGCAAAUGAGAAGAUUGAAGAUAUCAAUGGCUGUCCAAAGAGUCGGUCUCAGAUGGUUGAAAAUAUUGAUGCCUGCCUGAGUUUCCUGGCAGCCAAAGGUGUUAACAUACAGGGUCUGUCUGCAGAAGAAAUCAGAAAUGGAAACCUGAAGGCCAUUUUAGGGCUUUUCUUCAGCCUGUCUCGCUACAAGCAGCAGCAGCAGCAGGCACAGACAGCCCAGAAACAGCCAUCACACCAACAGCAGCAGCAGCACCACCAGCACCAGCACCAGAUCCAAGCUGGGCACCCUCAACACGGGCAAGCUGCACCCCACCCCCAGCUCCACCACCCGCCCCCAACGCAGUGCCAGCCACAUCCACAAGCAACGCUUCAGCAGCAAAAAGCACAAGCAGAAAUGCAUUCAAGUAUACCAUCCAAGGAUUCAUCUCAAAGUAAACUGCUCAGGUUUACCCUUGGUCCGAAAAAAUCAUCUAGGCUUCCAGGCCCCUCCAUGAGGAUGUCAGCUGCGGGCAGCGAGACCAAGACACGUGGCUCUGUCAGUGCCAACACCCGACGCAGCCAGAGCUUCAACAACUGUGACAAAUCCAAGCCAGCACACCUGCCUCCAGAAAGCAGCCAAGAGGAAGAGCCAGCAGACGGCACUGCCACACAGCAACCAGGAAUGAAUGAAAAUGUACAGUCUUCAGCUCUCAUUAGCAACAGCAGUAACGUCAGCACCAUCAGCAGCAGCAGUAGCACCACCUCAUCAGCAAUUCCUCAGCCCAACUCUGCCAACAAACCCUGGCGUAGCAAAUCCCUCAGUGCAAAGCACAACGCCACGUCUUCCAUGCUGUCCGUGAAGCAGCCCAGCCAGGAGACACCUCCAAAACCCCCUGUGGAAGCUGCCAAGACAACUCCUAAUGGACAAAAAUCAAUGCUGGAAAAGUUAAAGCUGUUUAACACUAAAGGGGGUUCCAAAACAGCAGGGGCUCCUCUGGAAAGCUCUGUGUCUCGGGAUGUCGGCAGUGAGAAAGUGGAGGUCCCUUCUAACACCGAAGAGCCUGAAGAUUCAGAACCUGCAAGCCGGGGAGUCAAUGGCACUGGAACAGCCGCCAACAGUCCCAAAAUUGCACUGAAAGGGAUCGCCCAGAGGACUUUCAGCAGAGCGCUGACCACCAAGAAAGGCUCCCUUAAAGGUGCCGAAAAGGAGAAGGAAAAAGAGAAACAGAAAGAAAAGGACAAGGCAAAGGAGAUGUCAAAAAGGGUGUCUGUGACAGAGAAACCGGAGACCAAGGAGGAGCCCAAAGAGGAACCAGCAGGCACAGCCAUGUCAGAACCCAAAAAGACCUCCAAGAUCGCUAGCUUUAUUCCCAAAGGGGGGAAGCUCAGCAGUGUGAAAAAAGAGACCCCUGCUCCAGCACAUAGUGGCAUACCAAAACCAGGAGCCAAGACUUCAGCUACAGGGAAAUCAGCAGGGGGUCCAUCCACCUCCUCCUCUGGGAAAGAAGGGGAGAGGCCCCGCAGCGCAAAGCUUGGCCCUGGUUUUUUGCUGCACAAGGGCCAACUGGACAGCAGGCACUCCAGUUCCUCCUCCAGCCUGGCCUCUUCCGAGGGGAAGGCUUUUGGAGGGACUCCUCAUCAAGCCAACAGCGGUGCUCAGGCCGGCACUUCCUGCAACACCCAGACGACUGGAAGUAACACUAUCAGCGUUCAGCUACCUCAACCUCAGCAGCAAUACAACCGUCCAAACACUGCCACAGUGGCCCCCUUCAUGUACAGGUCACAGACAGACAUUGAAGGGAAUACGAACACAGACUGUGGAUCAGCAGGAGGGAAUGUGGAUCCUGCGGCCUACCAUAAAGCAGGCCAGCCUGGUGUUGAAGACCUGUCAGGGGAAGACCCAGAGACAAGGCGACUGCGGACUGUAAAGAACAUUGCAGACCUUCGCCAAAACCUGGAGGAGACCAUGUCCAGCCUCCGUGGCACACAAGUUACUCACAGCACAUUGGAAACAACAUUCGACAGCAACGUCACAACUGAGAUCAGCGGGCGCAGCAUCCUGAGCUUGACGGCGAGGUCGACGCCGUUGUCUUGGCGACUGGGGCAGUCCAGCCCUCGUCUGCAGGCUGGAGAUGCCCCCUCACUGGGGAAUGGGUUCCCUCCUCGGGGCAAUGCCAGUCGCUUUAUAAACUCGGAGUCUGGGAGGUACAUGUAUUCAGCCCCCCUCAGGAGACAGCUAGCAGCACGGGGCAGUAACGUGUGCAGUGUGGACCUUGCUGACAAGGAUGACCUGGAUUUAGAGGGCAUCCACAUGGAAGCUACAGGCUACAUGAGCGACGGGGACGUGCUUGGAAAAAAUUUGCGGACCGAUGACGUGUCUAGUGGCUACCUGACUGAUGGGGGACUGGGCCUGUACACCCAUCGACUGAACAGACUGCCUGAUGGGAUGGCUGCAGUGAGGGAGACGCUACAACGCAACACCUCCAUGGGGGUUGGAGAUGCUGACAGUUGGGACGACAGCAGUUCAGUGAGCAGUGGGAUCAGCGACACCAUAGACAACCUCAGUACAGAUGAUAUCAACACCAGCUCUUCCAUCAGCUUGUAUGCCAACGCGCCUGCCGCACCGCGGAAGAGUAUCGACGGCCAGCCCCAGACGGACGCAGAGAAGCACUGCGCUGUGGAGCGGAACUCCAUGUGGUCUGGGGAUGAAGUGAAGAAAUCGGACGGGGGCACAGAUAGUGGUGUCAAGAUGGAGUCCGGCUCCAAGUGGAGACGCAACCCUUCCGAUGUGUCCGAUGAGUCAGACAAAAGCAACUCCGGCAGGAAAACAACCGUCAUCUCACAGACAGGCUCCUGGAGACGAGGCAUGACUGCCCAGGUUGGCAUCACAACACCCAGGACAAAAAGCUCAACGCUGAAAACACAUGGAACUGGAAAAACUGAUGAUGCCAAGGUAUCAGAGAAGGGCAGGCUCUCCCCCAAGUCUGCUAAUGUCCAGCGUUCCCCCUCAGAUGCUGGCCGCAGCAGUGGAGAUGAAACGAAGAAACCUCCAUCGAGCACUUCCAGGACCCCUACCAACACCUUUGGGUUCAAGAAACAGUCCGGGGGCAUGACCAUCAUCACUGCCAGCGGUGCCACCAUCACCAGCGGCUCAGCAACCCUUGGCAAAAUCCCCAAGUCAUCCGGGCUCAUCGGCAGGUCUGGUAGCCGGAUGGCUAGUGUGGAUGGCUCCCAUCAGGACGAUGCCUACCUGCCCAUCAGCUCCCGGACUAACCUGCAGUAUCGCAGCUUGCCCAGACCCAGUAAAUCAGGCAGCGGUGGCAGAAACGGCAACCGGUCCAGCACCAGUAGCAUUGACUCCAAUCUCAGCAGCAAGUCUGCUGGCUUACCCGUGCCCAAAAUAAGAGAGCCUUCCAAAGUAGCAAUGGGUGGCCCUUUACCUGGAGGAGCCAACCAGACGGACAGGGAGAAAGGUGUGUCUUCGGAUACAGAGAGUGUAGCCUCCUGCAACUCUAUCAAAGCCAGCCCAACCUCCCACUCUGGGGCCUCGCAGAGUGGUCGCCAACAAGGACCCAAAUACGCAGACGUGUCAUCACCCACUUUGCGCAGACUGUUUGGUGGCAAGCCAGGUAAACAAGCCCCAGUCACAACAGCUGAGAAUAUGAAGAAUUCCACAGUUAUCACCAACCCCCAUGCCGCCAUGACUCCUCAGAAUAACCUUGAUUCACCUUCAGGGAGUGGAAUGCUGAGCAGUGGUGGCAGCAGCCCCCUCUAUAACAAGACCACCGACCUCGCCCAGUCUUCCCUGGCCUCCAGCCCAGGCUCUGCCCAUUCCGCUCCUUCCAACAGCCUGACGUGGGGCACCAACCUCAGCAGCUCCUCUACGGUGAGCAAGGACGGCCUUGGGUACCAGUCUGUCAGCAGCCUGCACACCAGCUGCGAGUCCAUCGACAUCUCUCUGAGCAGCGGAGGGAUCAGUCGUCACAACUCCACCAGCGGGCUGGUCCCAUUGUCCAAAGAGGAGUCUCUGUCUGCAUUUGCAAGGAAUAACAGCGUGAAGACAGCCUUGUCCGAGAGUCCUCUUUCUUCCCCAUCUGCUAGCCCAAAAUUCAGCAGAAAUACUUUACCUCGGAAACAGGACAGCGACCCUCACCUCAAUAGAAACACCUUGCCAAAGAAGGGACUCAGGUACCCCCCUUCUUCCCAGCUCCGCAGCCAGGAAGAUGCCAAGGAGUGGUUGCGGUCUCAUUCUGCAGGAGGCCUGCAGGAGAGUGCCAGCAACUCUCCAUUCUCGCCGGGCUCCAGCAUCACCUCCCCUUCUGGAACCAGGUUUAACUUUGCCCAGCUUGCUAGUCCUACCACUGCUGCCCAGAUUAACCUUGCAAACCCUUCCGUGCUGCGGAAUCAGGAGGGACCCUUGGAUCCAUACGGCGAUCCUCGCUUCCGCAACAGCUCCAUGUCUCUGGAUGAGAAAAUCAGGACCAUGAGCCGCUCUGGGUCCUUCAGGGAUGGCUUUGAAGAAGUGCAUGGCUCCUCAUUGUCUCUGGUCUCUAGCACCUCUUCUAUCUACUCGACGCCUGAAGAAAAAUCACAGUCAGAGAUACGCAAACUGCGUAGAGAACUUGAUGCAUCACAGGAAAAAGUGUCGGCUCUUACCACUCAGCUAAGUGCUAACGCUCAUCUUGUGGCAGCUUUUGAGCAGAGUCUUGGAAACAUGACCAUCAGGCUGCAGAGUCUGACUAUGACUGCAGAACAGAAGGACUCAGAGCUUAAUGAGUUAAGAAAGACUAUUGAGUAUCUGAAGAAGCAAAAUGCUGCUGCCCAGGCUGCCAUUAAUGGAGUCAUCAAUACCCCGGAGCUCGCUUGCAAAGCCACGGGCAACGGGACCCCUCAGUCCAAUGACCUCCGCAUACGCCGACAGCACUCCUCAGACAGCGUGUCCAGUAUUAACAGUGCCACCAGCCAUUCCAGUGUGGGCAGCAACGUGGAGGUGGACUCCAAGAAGAAGAAGAAGAAGAACUGGUUACGAAGUUCCUUCAAGCAAGCAUUUGGCAAGAAGAAGUCUCCCAAGUCAGCUUCCUCACACUCGGACAUCGAGGAGAUGACUGACUCCUCCCUCCCCUCGUCCCCCAAGCUUCCUCGCGACGGCUCCACGGCCUCUACGCCUCUCUUGAGAACCUCGCACUCCAACUCUCUUAUUUCCGAAUGCACAGAGGGUGAGGCUGAGACAGUCAUGCAGCUUCGCAGUGAGCUGAGAGACAAGGAGAUGAAACUGACUGACAUUCGACUGGAGGCCCUUAGCUCAGCUCACCAGCUGGACCAGCUUCGUGAGGCAAUGAACAGAAUGCAGGGUGAAAUUGAAAAGUUGAAAACUGAGAACGAUCGAUUGAAGUCUGAGAAUCAGGGGGUCGGUAGUCGAGCCCCAUCCCAGCUCUCCAUAUCUUCGUCCCCCAGGCAGUCUCUAGGCCUCUCCCAGCACAGCCUCAGUCUCACCGAGUCUACCAGCCUUGAUAUGCUGUUGGAUGACAAUGCUGAUGGUGGUACAGCUCGUAAAGAGGGCAGACAUGUGAAGAUAGUUGUGAGCCUGCGAAAUGAGAUGAAAUGGAAGGAGGAGUAUAGACCUCGUCAUUUUCUUGUCGGCUGCAUCGGAGUCAGUGGGAAAACCAAGUGGGAUGUGCUGGACGGGGUUGUCCGUCGCCUUUUCAAGGAGUACAUUAUCCAUGUAGACCCAGUGAGUCAGCUGGGCUUGAACUCCGACAGUGUCCUGGGUUACAGCAUUGGGGAUAUCCAUCGCACCACCAGAUCUGAGACUCCAGAGCUACUGCCCUGUGGCUACCUAGUAGGGGACAACAACACCAUCUCCGUCACCUUGAAAGGUAUUUCGGAGCACAGCCAGGACUGCUUGGUGUUCGAGACCCUGAUCCCGAAGCCCAUGCUGCUGAGAUACGUCUCCCUCCUUUCGGAGCACCGGCGCAUUAUCCUGUCUGGACCCAGCGGAACUGGGAAGACUUAUUUGGCCAAUCGGCUAGCAGAGUAUGUUGUGCUGAAAGAAGGCAGAGAGGUCUCUGAUGGGGUCAUUGCCACCUUCAACGUGGACCACAAGUCCAGCAAGGAAUUGCGUCAGUACCUCUCCAGCCUGGCUGAGCAGUGUAACAGUGAGAGCAGUGCGGUGGGCAUGCCCCUGGUUAUUAUUCUGGAUAACCUGCACCAUGUCAGCUCUCUCGGAGAGAUCUUCAACGGGCUUCUUAACUGCAAGUACCACCGCUGCCCUUACAUUAUUGGCACGAUGAAUCAAGCAACAUCUUCAACACCAAACCUCCAGCUUCAUCAUAAUUUCAGGUGGGUGUUGUGUGCCAACCACACUGAGCCUGUGAAAGGCUUCCUGGGACGUUUCUUGAGAAGAAAACUGAUUGAAACAGAGAUCAGCAGCAGGAUGAGAAACACAGAGCUGGUAAAAAUCAUCGACUGGAUUCCUAAAGUCUGGCAACAUCUCAACAAGUUCCUGGAAGCACACAGCUCCUCUGAUGUUACGAUCGGUCCCCGAUUGUUCCUGUCUUGCCCAGUUGACGUGGCUGGUUCGCGUGUGUGGUUCACUGACCUGUGGAACUACUCGAUAAUUCCCUACAUGUUGGAGGCAGUCCGGGAGGGACUUCAGCUGUAUGGUCGAAGAGCUCCCUGGGAGGACCCUGCUAAAUGGGUGAUGGAUACCUACCCCUGGGCUGCCAGCCCACAGCAACAUGAGUGGCCUCCUCUGCUUCAACUGAGACCUGAGGACGUUGGCUUUGAUGGAUACACUGUGGCACGGGAGGGAUGUUCCAGCAAACAGGUUCCACAGAGUGACGCAGAAGGAGAUCCGCUGAUGAAUAUGCUGAUGAGGCUCCAAGAAGCGGCCAACUACUCCAGCCCCCAGAGUUACGACAGCGACUCCAAUAGCAACAGUCACCAUGACGACAUCUUGGAUUCAUCACUGGAGUCCACAUUGUGAUCAAGGGCUCCAAUUGAUGUACAACGGGUUUCUGUUUUCCUUUUAACAAUACUGGAAAAAAAAAAAAAAAAAUGGAAUGUGACUGCUUGUGUUUUAAACUGUGCAUCUUUAUAAUAAUCACAUUUAUUGUGAUCACGGGUGCAGGCAACCCAGAGGACAAGAGUCUUUUCUAGUGUAUAAAAAAACAGAGAAAAACAAAAAAAACUGCACUAUUUUAUUUUUACAGUGUAUUUGCUAAAGGCUUUUAAAAGCCAAGUUGUGAAAUGUUAAAUGUAUUUGAAUUCAUGUGCAAAAAUGAUGGCAUUCUGAAGCUGUGCAACAAGCAUUGUGCCGUGUGCUGGCCAACAAGAACAUUUCUUGCCUAUGUUGCUGUGAACCAAACGACCAGUGAAGGAUGGACUUUUCCAUCCAGCUUUAUCAGUGCUUUCCUGAGCUGCAGGUGGUUAUGGUGCUAUAUGGUGCUUGCCUUGAAAUGUAUUCUAGGUCAGGCUGCAAGAAAAAAAAACACACUUCUUGCAAACCCAGGAGCUUGGUGACUAACCAGUCUUAGUCAACUCAACUGCAAGGACGGUACGGGGACUGUUAUUAUAGACCUAAUGUCUAUAACAACAGCAGUCCUAUACUGGAGCCACAUUUAUCCUAGUCCCAAGUGUUGUAGAAAUGAGCAUUCGUUCCACAGGGUAGGACAUAUUUAAAUUCAGAAAGAGGAGGUUUAUAAAAGCUUGCUUUGGUAAACUCUUGGAAGUAAGCAAAACCUCAAAAACGCUACAAAUCUGUUACAAAUCCAAAAAUGGUUUACAUGAAUAUUCACAAGAAAAAAAGAAAAAAUAUAUAUUUUAUUUGAAUUAACAACUACUGUACUAUUGUUUUACUUUUCGACUAUAUAUUAAAACCCUUCAAGGUGGUUCACGAAGUCAAUUCAGCUGUUUUUAAAUCAGUACGAAUUGUAUAACGUCAGUAAUGCAACUUCUUGAGACGCGUGAGCUGAAAAUGGCUUUCUGUAUAUCUCCUCGAAGUACACAUGCAUCAGAACACCUCAACCAGUGUGGCAGCAAUCACACUGGGGGAUACAGCUGCAUGCAACCAGACCUCAGUGCAUUCCCUCCACUAACCUGUACAAGCUUUUGUGAACAUCUUUUUGGUGCUGAACUUUCAAACGAUGCCUUACUUAAUUUUGUAAUAAUUGUGCUAGCGUGCAUUUGUGCUAUUUUUUACAUUCUGAAACAGGUAUAAGUGUUCCUGUCCUAAACUUUAAGGUCAUAGGUUUGCGGCUGCAAAGUUAUUUUUGAUAUCAGGUGCUGGCUUCUUGACAAUUAGGAGGAAAUGAGAUCAGUGUUUUCAGGUUCACGUGACUUGCAGCUAGUUGUCACACUGGGGACUAACUUGCUGUACAUAAAUAAAGAAAUAUCAUCACUGCAGAAACAAACAAAGAAAACAAAAGGAUAUUCUUUAAAGUAUAUGUUACUGAAUAAAGCCAACUUAUGGAACAAA
This is a messenger RNA of Polyodon spathula (Mississippi paddlefish), 9463 nucleotides long. Its product is annotated as neuron navigator 2-like. Gene Ontology annotation, biological process: neurogenesis; nervous system development. Gene Ontology annotation, molecular function: ATP binding; protein binding; ATP hydrolysis activity. The coding region runs from base 638 to 7972 and encodes 2444 amino acids. The transcript is spliced from 39 exons. Lineage: Eukaryota; Metazoa; Chordata; Actinopteri; Acipenseriformes; Polyodontidae. The record is from RefSeq and is a predicted model, not a curated record.